CCUAAAUUACUGGUUCUUUUUGAGAAGACUGAUUAUUUUCCAAAACAACUUAUUUAACCCGUGGAAGGAGCUUAAAUGAAGCGAAAAACGAGUGAAAUUUGGUGUUUCUUCCGGGCUGUGGAUGACACCUAUGCGUUGUGCAACAUCUGCAAGGCAAAGUUGUCCUACAAGACGACCACCACCAAUCUCAGCAAACACAUGAACAGGAUGCACCCAACGUCUCCCCUGUCGCAGAACCACAAAUACAAAUAUCAAACGACGGGUAGCAGUAGCGCCAUGGACCGGAAUAAGGGCAAGCCUCGGAACUCGACGCAGGAGGUGAUCCUGCUUGAGUUCGUAAAGAAGCAUCCGCGGCUGCUGCAGAACCCGACGUGGGAAACGCGGAGCAAUUUGGAGUCGUUGUGGGAGCAGCUCACCUCAGACCUGAAUCGUCAUGGACCCCCGCGAAAGGACGUGGCCACCUGGAAGAAGGCUUUGAAGGACUGGAAGAGGUUCAUCCUAAAGAAGGUGGAAAAGAAUGAGAUGCACAAUGUCCCCUUUGGUACCAGUCUCAAUUCGUCAGAGGAAACAAUAGCCACGUUGUGCCGCCUCAACGAGGAUGUUAGCCAAAUCAUCAUGAAGGUUUCCGAUGACGACGAAAUGAACGAUGACCACUCCGCCACCGAGUUUGAUGUGGACGACGUCGAGGAUGUGGUUCCGGAGGAUGACACUAAUGCCCUGAACACCUCCACCGAUUUCGUUUAUGAGCCGGAGGAAACCAAAGCUGACAUAGACCCUCUUUACCUGCAGUCCAGUAAACGUGCCGCGUUGGCAGCGAGUCGAACCGACGAAGAAACACUGCUGCUGGAGAAAAUUAGCAAUAAUAUUGGCAUUGUCAACGAUGCCACGAGCAGCGCCCUUAACGAGUUCUGUGUCCUGUACAAGCAGAAGUUGUAUGAGGACAAGCGGCACCACCUCGCCAUCGAACAGUUGAUGGCGGAAAAAAUCGAAUUAAAGAAGAAACUCUUAGAAAUCGAACAGCGAAAGCUGUUGCUUAAAUGACAAAAUUCACACCCAAUAAAAUAAUUUAGUCUUAAGGAUUAAGGACAUUACAUAAGCUAAAGUAAGUGUUGUUUAUAUUCCAUCUUAGGCAAACAAAGACGUGACAUUUAAAUAUAUUAAAA
Molecule: messenger RNA, 1163 nt
Organism: Drosophila kikkawai
Lineage: Eukaryota; Metazoa; Arthropoda; Insecta; Diptera; Drosophilidae
Gene: bdwf
Product: bedwarfed
Molecular function (GO): DNA binding
Source: RefSeq, a predicted model, not a curated record